GUUCAUUCGGAUCUGAGGUGGAUAGAAGGAGGUUAAUAAGAUGGCGAUGAGUGUGAGCCGAGUGGAGGUGGAGGCAGAUGUUGAAGAGGAGGAGAGCUUCGGUCCACAACCACUGAACCGUCUGGAGCAGUGUGGGAUCAGUGCGAGUGACCUAAAGAAGCUGGAGGAUGCUGGGUUUCACACUAUUGAGGCCGUGGCUUACGCUCCUAAAAAAGAGCUGCUGAAUAUCAAGGGCAUCAGUGAAGCUAAAGCCGACAAGAUCUUGGGUGAGGCGGCAAAGCUGGUUCCAAUGGGCUUCACCACAGCCACUGAGUUCCAUCAGCGCAGAGCGGAGAUCAUCCAGGUCUCCACUGGCUCUAAGGAGCUGGACAAACUGUUGCAGGGUGGUGUAGAGACGGGUUCCAUCACGGAGAUGUUUGGGGAGUUCCGGACAGGAAAGACGCAGCUGUGCCACACUCUGGCUGUGACGUGCCAGCUGCCUAUAGACCAAGGGGGAGGAGAAGGGAAAGCAAUGUACAUCGAUACAGAGGGAACGUUCAGACCUGAGAGACUGCUUGCAGUCGCUGAGAGGUAUGGACUGGUUGGCAGUGAUGUUUUGGAUAAUGUUGCUUACGCUAGAGCUUUCAACACGGAUCACCAGACUCAGCUGCUCUACCAGGCUUCAGCUAUGAUGGCUGAGUCCAGAUAUGCUCUGCUGAUAGUAGACAGCGCCACUGCACUGUACAGGACCGAUUAUUCGGGAAGAGGGGAACUUUCAGCCCGUCAGUGCCAUUUGGGACGUUUCCUCCGCAUGCUGCUGCGCCUCGCUGAUGAGUUUGGUGUCGCUGUGGUCAUCACCAAUCAGGUUGUAGCUCAGGUGGACGGUGCUGCCAUGUUUUCGGCAGACCCUAAGAAGCCGAUUGGUGGAAACAUCCUGGCACACGCUUCUACUACCAGGUUGUACCUGAGGAAGGGCAGGGGCGAGACCAGGAUCUGUAAGAUUUAUGACUCUCCGUGCUUACCAGAGGCAGAAGCCAUGUUCGCCAUCAACGCAGACGGAGUUGGCGACGCCAAAGACUGAGAGAGAGAGAAAAAAAACUGCUGUGUGUAUUCAUGACACACACAGGCUGUGCUCGGAACACUCACUCGCUCUCUCACUGUGUGUGGAUCAGCUGAUAUUACAGAUAGAUGUUUGAUCAGAUAGAUCUGUGGAUGCAUUCACAGUUGUUCUACAUCCGUGUAGUAUAGAAAUCAAAACACGAGACAGUUAAUCGAACCUAGCAUUGCCUAUGGAUGAUGUUUGGGACUGUAUCUGAUCACAGUUCUGAUUAAUGCCGGAUUUCUGCACUAGUGAUGUCAUUGUGUCCAUCAAGAAGACAGAGUCCAGUGUACGUUUUUAUUCAAAGGGCCUUGCUCAGGGGCCUGGUGGUGGUGGGCUUUGAACCAGAGACCCUCUAAUGAAUAGUCCAGUAUCCUUAAUGGCUGUACUUAAUAGAUGCCAGACACAGUGGUCUUCUUGUUUUAUCCAGACACGAUGACAUCAUCGGUCCAGGUUCCUCUGGCCUUUUUAAGGACAGUUUGGGGAAAAAAAAGUGCGCUCCCUUUUUCCUGGUCAUCCGACAUUACACAGCCAGUUGUGACAGUUCCUGUUUUCAUGGUCCCAGGUACCCAGGAGGAUCUGAGACGCUAGUAACCAAGUUUCUGUUUCUCCUGCUCCAUUACACACACCAAACUGAAAUGUCCAAACCAAGUCAACCACCUCAUAAACCUUAGAUUUUUGUUUGUUUUUGUUAGCUAAUGCUACAUGGCUGUUACUGUAAGAUUUAAGACAGCUCAUGAUCUGUUUUGGUUGAAAAAUUCGGGGUUAGCGCCACCUGCAGGCUGACUGAACACUUAACUGAGUCGUGUUCGCGCAGUGUAAACAGCCGAAGACCGCGGGUACAGCGCCCCCUCUAGGUGGAUAAAGAGUACUGCGAGUAUAAUUUACUACUGUUCUCUCUUUUUGAGGUGGUGGUGGUGAUGAAUACCAGGCUUGAUUUAGUUUGCUCUGUAUUUCUGUUUGUACUUGUCCUUUUUCAUAUUUUGUUUGUAAUGUAACUAUACUUUCUGUACAUAAAAGAAUUAAAUGUCUUAUUAUUAA
This is a messenger RNA of Trichomycterus rosablanca, 2119 nucleotides long. RefSeq names its product RAD51 recombinase (gene rad51). The transcript is spliced from 9 exons. Gene Ontology annotation, molecular function: ATP-dependent DNA damage sensor activity; double-stranded DNA binding; single-stranded DNA binding. Bases 41 to 1060 code for a protein of 339 amino acids. Gene Ontology annotation, cellular component: condensed nuclear chromosome. Lineage: Eukaryota; Metazoa; Chordata; Actinopteri; Siluriformes; Trichomycteridae. The record is from RefSeq and is a predicted model, not a curated record. Gene Ontology annotation, biological process: double-strand break repair via homologous recombination; chromosome organization involved in meiotic cell cycle; mitotic recombination.